CGUAGCGGGGCAGAAUCAGACACAUUUGGCGCAGAGUAGCACAGCAUGAAUGAAAAGAUCGCGGUAGCACACCAGUAGCCCUCUAACUUUGGUUGUAACUUUAAAAAGAGGAAUCUUUGGGCAUGAGAUUUUAAUCUGCGUUUUUUUGUAAACUACAUCGACUAAAGCGUGUAGUUUACGUUUCAAAGCUAGCUACCUAGCCGCUUAUCUGCAGUCUUGUCAGACGUUUGUUGACAGUCACAUUUCCCGUUUUAAACGUUGCCUUCAAAUAUGUCAGAGGCACAGGACUCCAAGAAACGCAACAAGAAGCGGUACGGCGGGGGUCAACGGAGCAAACGGUACAAGGGUUCCCGGGAGCUCGAGGUGGGCAUGCAGGGUAUUCUCAUCACGUGCAACAUGAACGAGAGAAAGUGUACAGCGGAAGCUUUCAAUCUACUCAACGAGUACGCCGACAAACUGUACGGACCGGAGAAUGGAGGAGAGGAGAGUGGGAGUGAGGCAGAGGAGGGUGAGGAGGAAGAUGAUGCGGAGGUGGCGCUAAAGAAAGAGGUGUCCCAGCUACGCAGCUCCUCCCAGAAACACCAGCUCAGGUUCCGGGCGCUGGACAGCGGAGCUAACAACGUCAUCUUCAUCAGGACCACCAACCUGGAACCAGACAAGUUGGUGCAUCACAUCCUGUCUGACCUCCACACCUCCAAGAAGAAGAAGAGCCGGGUCAUCCUGCGCAUGCUGCCGGUGAGUGGGACCUGCAGGGCCUACCAGGAGGACAUGGACCAGUACCUGAGCACGUUCCUGGAGCCUUGGUUCAAAGCCCCCAGCUGCAGCUCCUACCAGAUCGCCUUCAAGGCUCGCAACAGCAGCCACAACAAGAGGGACGACAUCAUCAAGGCCUUGGCAGGUCUGGUGGGUAAGAUGAACCCUAAGAACAAAGUUGACCUGACCAACCCAGAGCUGACCAUCAUCGUGGAGGUCAUCAAGAGCGUGUGCUGUGUCAGCGUGGUGCGUCACUACACGCUCUUCAGGAAGUACAACCUGCAGGAAGUGAUCAAGGACGACACGUCCAAACAGGAAGAGACCGGCGCCAACCAGGAAGUUACUGGUACCAAGCAGGAAGUGGAACCGGAAGUUGUUGCCACCAACCAGGAAGAGAAGGAGAAGCAGGAAGUGAGAGAGACGAGGGAUGGUGAGGAGGAGAAGGAGGAGAAGGAGGAGAAGGAGAAGGAGGUCCUGUAACAGCACAACUAGACAGAGAAGGAGAGAAUGUGUGAAUGAAUGAGUAGCUUGUUGGUGCACUGCUGUCCUCCCAGUGUGUGUGCACCUGUGCUGACGUGUGUGUGUGUGGUUUGAUCUCCAACCGUAGUGUUAUUGAUAAUGACUUGAUCCACCAUCGGACGUUUUAAAAUCUGCUCUCUCCAUCUAAACCUCCUUUUCAUCUGCUCUCUCCAUCUUGUUUCCAUUUUUUAAUGAAACGUGAGUGUGGUUGGUCGACACCAUUUGUAUGAUGUCACAAUGAAAAGCUAAGAGGGAGACUGACAUGUUUGUAGGAAAACAGGAACAUUAGUUCUUAACUCUUCAUGAUUGAAAACAGGAACAUUAGUUCUUAACUCUUCAUGAUUGAAAACAGGAACAUUAGUUCUUAACUCUUCAUGAUUGAAAACAGGAACAUUAGUUCUUAACUCUUCAUGAUUGAAAACAGGAACAUUAGUUCUUAACUCUUCAUGAUUGAAAACAGGAACAUUAGUUCUUAACUCUUCAUGAUUGAAAACAGGAACAUUAGUUCUUAACUCUUCAUGAUUUGAGUUUGGAGGGGAGAGGGGCAUUGCUUCUCUAAGUUUAGUUUAUCCUUCAUUUCUUUUUUUAAGGAUUUUCUUUUUCAUCCACUACUGUUGUGUUGAACGUUGACUGUUUGUAUGACAGAUUUCCUGUCUAAACAGGAAGUGCUGCUGACUUUUGAACAGGUUCUACCUGUUGAACUGAAAAGCUACCCUGCACAGCUCUGACAAAUAAAUAGAUUUUUUGGUGUUUUA
Messenger RNA from Hypomesus transpacificus, 2027 nucleotides. RefSeq names its product THUMP domain containing 1 (gene thumpd1). NCBI's taxonomy places the organism in Eukaryota, Metazoa, Chordata, Actinopteri, Osmeriformes, Osmeridae. Gene Ontology annotation, molecular function: RNA binding. Gene Ontology annotation, biological process: tRNA modification. The record is from RefSeq and is a predicted model, not a curated record. The coding region runs from base 271 to 1233 and encodes 320 amino acids. The transcript is spliced from 5 exons.